AUGAUUGUGCAAAAUAGCGUCUACCGUGUUCCAGCGGCUCCAAGACUUGGUUUUGCUGAGAGUGACCAGGAGCAACGGCGAAAUCUGAAGCACCACAUCAUCCAGAUCUGCAAAGAUGACGCUACGUGUUCUGCUUGCACGGAACCAUGUCGAGAAACUUUCUCCGAUGCCAACUCAUGCAAGAAUAGCGCUUGCAAGGACACAACAGAUGGAAGUGCCUGUGAAAAAUCUUGCGACUACCUCCAGCAUAUCUACACUGAAAAACCGGGAGCUUGUCCGAAAAUAAAAAACCAAUCCAAUUAUGAAUGUACUGCGCUCUGUCACCUGGAUGGAGAUUGUCCUGAAACCGAAAAGUGCUGCUCUUAUGGUUGCAGCAGGCAGUGUGUCUUGCCGAAAGGAAGAGAUCCGCGGUUGUUGCCGAUACCGGGCUCCAUCUCUGUCCAGGAACGGAAGAGGAAGCGCUCAAUUAUUAUACGCUGGGUAAUGCAGAAGCUCACUCGGGAGCAAAAUGCUGCCAAUUCAAAUCUGUAUGUGGUGCAGUGGCGGUGGGGUCUACACCCUGAAGGCGAAAGUAUGACCGAAUGGCAAACGGUCACUGUGAGAAACAAGCCAUAUGCAAUACUGAAACAUCUGCUCUCACCUGGGCGGUACUAUGAGUUCCGCGUGGGAGCUGUAAGCAUCCAUGGCAGCCUUGGAUUUAGCCAGCCCUCACAGCCUUUCAAACUCUCUAAAGAAGCCCGCGCACCUUCAUCACCUCGUGACAUCUCCCUGGGGGCCUCCCGUCUCACUCCUAUAGGUUUAUGGAAUCAAAUAGUGCAGUGGACUCCACCCACAAGCGAUUUACCCAUCAAGAGUUAUCAGCUGUCCUGGGCUGUGUCGUCACCUUCCGAAGCCAAUGCAUUUGAGGAGAUGAUGCGACGUCGUGCCACGCUUACAACACACGAAAAGCGAAGUCUUGACGAGGAAGAAGAAGCGUGGGGCAUUGACGGAAGGGAUAGACAUUCCGUAAUUGUGCCAAGCCAUACUACUCAGUCGGAGCUGUCUGGACUGUUUCCGAACUCUGUCUAUAUCGUUGAGAUCCACGCUUCCGUCGACUCCAGCGAAGGUGAACUUCACGGGGAGAAAGGCAUUAUUUUUGUUAGGACGUUGAAUGCCACUACAUCAGAAAUCGUUCAGGACCCGCCUAUCGAUCAAACCGGCUUUGAUUUAGCAGUGCCGACAACUACUGACGAGGACGAAGAUGAGACCACGGACGACAAUGUGGACAUACAAACGCCGUACUUUGAUGGAGAGCUUCGAACGACCGUUAACUGGAUCAACUCUCGGACCUGCUCACCGGAAAAGAAAACAUUCGUGGUGACGGUAAAGCGCGGUACUUGUCGUGAAUAUCAGUUGAAUCAACAUGUGGAUACACCAGUACAAGAAUUACGAGUCGGUGAGUGCUCUGCGGCCAUAGGGGGCUUGACGUUUGAUUGCGAUUAUACGCUGGAAAUCUCGGAAGAAGAGAUUAAGAAGACGGUGAUCAGCACAUCCUUCUCAACCAAGUCAUGCGAUGUCACACCCGCUCAAGGAGCUUUACCCUGUCUGUCGUUAGCUACUCCUCUCUUCUGCAUAGUUCAUGCUACCGUAUCCUGCCAUUGGGUACGAGAUCGAGGAACAAAUGCAGAUACCGUAAUCGGUUACCGAGCUGCUUUAUCGUCGCCAGUCCGUGAUGACACGAAUAUCACAAUUCUACCUCCACAAACGAGAGAGGUCCAUUAUGAGAACUUGGUACCAUCCACGAUGUAUACCCUGCAAAUACAGCCUAUCACAAAUCGGGGUAUGGGCAAGACUUUGUCGACCAAUUUCGUGACACAUUCGAAAAUUCUCGACGCAAACGUUAUCGAACGGUUCCCUGGUGGAGAAAUAAUUGAAUUACCCUUGGAAGCCUCAGCUAUGUCACUGCCACUCUUUUCCACCUUUAUCCUAUUGUUUUCACUUAUUGUGCUGUUGUGA
Messenger RNA from Cylicocyclus nassatus, 1995 nucleotides. Lineage: Eukaryota; Metazoa; Nematoda; Chromadorea; Rhabditida; Strongylidae. The record is from the annotation of a GenBank genome assembly.